This is a messenger RNA of Acanthosepion pharaonis, 870 nucleotides long. NCBI's taxonomy places the organism in Eukaryota, Metazoa, Mollusca, Cephalopoda, Sepiida, Sepiidae. The record is from the annotation of a GenBank genome assembly.
AUGGCUAUCCGUUUUGUUCGCGAGGCAAAAACCAGCUUUCUAUGUUUUUUGUUAGGCGCCGCUAUUUGUUUUCUUCCGUCCGUUCCCCUUUUGGAUCCGUCUUUGCAAUAUGUGUGGAUUGAUUUCUGGAAAUACCUCCUGGGAAUAUAUGCCUUGGCAUUCAAUGUCAUCAUUAGUUUGAUAUUCAUUUCGGACAACAACCUGUAUCAGGUGGCUUUACGAGCAGGUUGGCUUGGCCUUUUCUUUGGCCUUGGACUUCUGUUGAGUGUUGCAAAAUCAACUCUUGUCCACUUUGGCUGGUACAUAAUGGCCCUGAGCUUUUUCCACUGGUCAGAGUAUUUCAUCACAGCCUUGACAAAUCCUCGCAGUCUGUCAUUGGAGUCAUUUCUUCUUGACCACAGCCGUGAAUACAAACUGGCUGCAGUCAGUAGCUGGGCAGAAUUUAUGCUUGAGUGGUACUGUUUUUCAGGUCUCAAACAGAUAAGGUGGUUGAGUAUGAUUGGUUUGAUUAUGGUUGUUGGAGGUGAAAUUCUUCGUAAGUGUAGUAUGUACACAGCUCGGGCCAAUUUCAACCAUUAUAUUCAACACGUGAAACAAGAUGGACACACACUGGUCACAUAUGGAGUUUACUCACUUUUCCGACAUCCAGCGUAUGUAGGUUGGUUUUAUUGGAGCAUUGGCACACAGUUGAUACUCUGCAAUCCGCUGUGCCUUGUUGGGUACACGGUUGUCACGUGGCGCUUCUUUCGAGAACGGAUUUACGAAGAAGAGAUUUACUUGUUGAAUUUCUUUGGAGAAGACUAUUUUGAAUAUCAGAAAAAAGUUGGUACUGGACUACCCUUCAUCACUGGAUAUCGGGGAGAACUUUAA